AGGCUGCAUCGAUUGAAAUUCUGCUUCAUGUGUUUCUUGUGUACCAACCCACAUUGGAACAGCACGGUGCAAUAAAUUCAGAUAACUUAUUUUGAGGAGAAGAAAAGCUUCAAGUUAUCAAGAUGGUUUAUAAAUUCACAAACAUAAAAUAUAUACCCUUGUUGGUAUUUCAGUUGAUACUGAUGGUUUUAUAUUUCAUAUUCGUGAGAUAUGGAGGAGAUAAACAUCACGACGUGAGAGGUUUUGAAGGCACCCAUGUAAUGAUCUUCAUUGGCUUCGGCUUCUUAAUGACAUUUUUGAAGAAGUAUUGCUACAGCGCAUUAGGUUUCAACUGGUUUUUGGCAGCUUUGGUCAUACAAUGGGCUUUGCUUUGCCAAUCAUUCUAUCAUAUGGAAAACAACGUUAUCUAUAUCACCAAGCAGAGUUUAUUGGAGGCGGACAUAAUGUCGGCAACAGUGCUUAUAACUUUUGGAGCAGUUCUGGGUCUGGCGAGCGGAUUACAAUUAUUGUUCAUUGCAAUCAUCGAAGUUGCUGUCGCUUGCCUUAACUUCUGGCUAGUGGCUGAUAUAUUCAAGGCAGCUGACGUAGGUGGAUCGAUAGCUAUACAUGCAUUUGGUGCAUAUUUCGGCUUAGGGGCAAGUUGGGCGAUGCGUUCUAGGAAAACUAAAUCUGAUACCCCAACCACAACUCAUACGGUGGAUUUGAGCGGACCAAGUUAUAAUUCAGAUAUUACAGCAAUGAUAGGUUCAAUAUUUUUGUGGGUAUAUUGGCCAUCAUUUAACUCCGGUUUGACAAAUUCCAACAGCGAAUAUCAGAGGGCAGUUAUUAAUACUUAUUUGUCCCUUGCUGCGGCGACUGUAACAACAUUCGUUACGUCUUCGGUAGUUAGCAAACAUAACGGUAAACUCGAUAUGGUUCACAUACAAAACUCAACUCUAGCAGGAGGUGUUGCGGUUGGGUCGGUGUGUAAUAUGCAUAUCGGUGCUGGCGGCGCUGUCGCUAUCGGCAUCGGUGCUGGUUUGCUGAGUGUAUUGGGAUAUAGAUACCUAACGCCUCUCUUGACAAAGCUGAAUGUACCUGAUACUUGUGGUGUGAAUAAUCUUCACGGCAUGCCAGGCAUCUAUUCCGGAAUACUAACAGUAUUGUUCGCUGCACUCGCAACCAAGGACGAGUAUGGAAGCGAUCUGUUUGGUGUAUUUCGUGCUAUGGGCGAAGAUGGCCUUGGCAGAACAGCGGGAAACCAAGCGCUGUGCCAGUUUUUCGCUUUACUCGUCACUGUUGUUAUUUCGAGCGUUGGUGGAAUUAUUACCGGUUUUCUCGCUCGAGCGUCAGUACUGGAACCUCUCAAGGACCACGAGAAGUACGACGAUGAAAUUAAUUGGGACUUGCCUUAAUUAAAUUUGCCGGCACUUUACACGUAAACAAUAAGUUUUAAUUUUUUUAACUGUUUAUUAAUUUUAUUUUGAAAUUGAAACGUGUGUUUUGCUUAACGUUGUUUGAA
Messenger RNA from Nymphalis io (European peacock), 1501 nucleotides. RefSeq names its product ammonium transporter Rh type B-B (gene Rh50). The transcript has 10 exons. Gene Ontology annotation, cellular component: plasma membrane. The record is from RefSeq and is a predicted model, not a curated record. Gene Ontology annotation, biological process: ammonium transmembrane transport; ammonium homeostasis. NCBI's taxonomy places the organism in Eukaryota, Metazoa, Arthropoda, Insecta, Lepidoptera, Nymphalidae. Bases 123 to 1394 code for a protein of 423 amino acids. Gene Ontology annotation, molecular function: ammonium channel activity.